Meriones unguiculatus (Mongolian gerbil) is the source of this 1746-nucleotide messenger RNA. It is a transcript of the gene Slc22a16, whose product is annotated as solute carrier family 22 member 16. The record is from RefSeq and is a predicted model, not a curated record. Lineage: Eukaryota; Metazoa; Chordata; Mammalia; Rodentia; Muridae. Gene Ontology annotation, biological process: transmembrane transport. The transcript is spliced from 8 exons. Bases 1 to 1746 code for a protein of 581 amino acids. Gene Ontology annotation, cellular component: membrane.
AUGGAGUCCUACAACGUGGAGCUGAUUUUUGACCACGUGGGACACUUCGGCAGGUUCCAGAUGGUCCUGUAUCUUAUAUGCGCCUACCAGAGCAUCUCCUGCGGCAUCCACUACUUGUCUUCUAUAUUCAUUUCAGUUGUCCCUGAGCAUAUCUGCAGGCCCCCAGGCAAGGUGUGGAAGGCUGUUUUCCACAACUUAUCUGCCCGGAGGCUGGAGGACAUAUUGGCUCUGCGGUCCCCAGACCAGAAAGACCACAUUACAGUGGAGCUGCAGGAUGGAGAAAUCUGGGAGCUCACACGAUGUAGCAGGACCUGGAGGGAGAACGCAUCACAUUCCGCCCACGAGUACAGUGGCCAUAAGCAGGACAAUUCUUGCUCUGAUGGCUACGUGUACGACCAAAGCAAAUGGGGUAUCUCUGUGGUGAGAAAUCUGAAUCUGGUCUGCGACCAGAAAUGGUAUGCAAACAUGAUCCAGCCCUUGUUUUUAUUUGGCAUCCUGCUGGGAGCAAUUAUUUUUGGCUACCUUUCUGACAGAUUUGGAAGACGAGGGGUCCUGUGGUGCACGAGCCUUUGCCUGUUUUUGUUUGGGAUGGCCUCCCUCCUUCUACUCGAUUUUUUCAGCUUCAUGGCUGUGCGUUUUUUCCUUUCCAUGGCUGCAAGUGGCUAUUACGUGGUGGUUGUUGUCUACGUUAUGGAGUUCAUCGGCAAGAAGGCACGAGUAUGGUUGUCCAUGCAUCUACACACCUUCUUUGCUGUUGGAGUGAUAUUGGUGAUUUUGGUAAACUAUUUGGUCAAAACUUGGUGGCUUUAUCAAAUCGUCCUGUGGACAGUGACUGUCCCCUUCAUCCUGUGCUGCUGGAUGCUUCCAGAGACUCCUUUUUGGCUCCUCUCAGAAGGAAGAUACAAAGAAGCACAAGGAUUAAUUGAUGCCAUGGCUCAGUGGAAUGAGUCCAGCUCCUGUGACCUGGUAGAACUUUUCUCAUUGGAUGUGAAUAGUCUUCCUGACAAAAACCACCAGGCCCCUCGGAAGCAUGGGCUAGCAGAGCUGUUUCGAAACCGGGAUAUUACACGAAGGACCCUCAUCGUUUGGCUGGUUUGGACCACAGCGUAUUUGGGUUACUACAUCUUUAGCGUGGAGACUGUUUGGAAAACAGAGUAUAACUAUAUGUACCUCUUCAUAGUGGGUAUUGUGGAUAUCCCUGCCUACUCCUUUAUAUGUGUCUGGUUGAAGAGGGUGGGAAGAAGGAAGACUGUGUUCUUCUUCCUUUCGUUGGCCUCACUCACCUGUGCAGCUUAUUUGGUGUUACCUCUGAAACACAACAACUUGAAAAUAGUGGCAGUCUUGGUUGUCAAAGUUAUCGUUGGGUUAGUAGUUGCCUUUCUUUAUCUUUAUACAGCAGAGCUGUACCCAACAAUUGUAAGGUGCUUGGCUCUGGGGAGCAGCAACAUGGUGGCCCGCAUAGCAAGCUUGAUCAUCCCAAAUGCUGGGCAGCUCACCAAAGCCUGGAUCUUCCUACCACAGAUUUUAUUUGGGAUCCUGGCCAUCCUGAGUGGACUGUUGUCACUGAUGCUUCCAGAAACCCAAAACAAACCAAUGACAUCUACUUGGGAGCCGGCUGCACAGCAGGUGCCAGAAAGCAAGGAUUUGUCCAGUGAAGCCCCUCCCGAAGAUGAGAUUUCUGAGAUGGAAAACAGGAGAGGAAGCAUGGACGUGAUUAACCUUGUCGAAUUUAAUGGUGGGAAAUGA